AUGAGAUUUGGAAAAAAAUGGCCGUCGUUUUCAAGAUAUUUGGAAAAUACAAAAGAAAGCGGAAAAAAUAACGUUUUUUUGAAGGUAAUGAAAAAUAAUAAUAUCAAUAGGAUGGAUUGUGAGCUAGAGACUAAAGUGCUAGUAGAGAAGAAAAGAAGAGAACUAAUAGAAAAAUACAAAAUCCUGAAAGAAAACCUUCACAGAGCAAAAGAAUGCACAAAAGAAAAAGAAAAACUCCUUGAAAGCGAACGAAGUGCAAAUAAAGCGUUCCGCCUAAAGAUGAACUCAGAAAAGCAGGCAAUAAAUACAGUAACAAAAGAAAAAUCUCAGUUGAUAAAACAAAUCGAGGAAUUAGACACGAAGCUGCAGGCCCAGACGAAGUAUAACGAGCAGCUGAGUUCAAAAAUCGAGGAGCUGGAGAAUGAGAACAAAGAAAAAUUAAUGGACAAAGACCUGAAACUGUCCGGACUAAGAAUAGACAACCAAGAGUUGAAGAAAAAGCUUCAGGCGUACCAGAAAAAAGACCCGAAGUUAGCGAAGAAAAUGGAGCAAUUAGAGAAGCAGAAGAAGCUAAAAAAGUCCCAGCCGUUCAACUCGACUCGGAACACGGGCUUGGUUGACCUGUCUGCCCUGGAUAACGUCUCCGAGGAACCUGGAAGCUCCCCGGAACACGAGGUCGACAUUCCCCUGGAGCAAGAGUUCGACAUUCCCCUGGAAGACAUUUCAACAAGAGACCAAGGAACCGACACCUGCGACCUCUCCUUUGAGCUAGUUCCUACCCCCAGAAAACGCGGUUCCAAGAAGAUCAUGCGGAACAUGGAGUGCCAGGUUGGUCCCAAGCUCCAGGAUCGAUCUACCAUGACCAAGAGCUUGAGUCGUAGUCAGGAAUUGUAUCCUCUGUACUGCAAAGAGUGCCACAAAUCCCUCGGCCCGAAGCCGAUUGACGAAAUCUUGAACACUAUGACCUCCCUUUCGCCUAAACUUGAUGCUAUAGGGCCUCCAGAAGCCCCCAGGAAGUCCCUACCGGCGAUUUUACCCUCCACGAGCACCUACAAUGACGAUGCAACCCAAAACGCGGUCGAAAUAGCGCGAUUUGCUUCUCGACAAGAUGGCGGACAGGUGUCACAAAAUGGCGGAGAAAAAAUUGAAAAGAGACUGGGAAAGAUUGAAAAACAGCUCAAAGGGUUACAGAAGGGACAGGCUCCGUGUUGUGGACACAACACUGGUGGAGGGGACUUGCAGGUUAAUUUGCUGACGACGCUCCUGGAGAAAGUUUUGAGGAAGAGUCCGGUUAAGAGGAAACGGAAGGAACUGAAGGGAAGAGUUGCUAAGAAAAAAGUCAAGAAGAACUCUCGAGGACAAGUUCAUGAGAAGAGUUCUAGGUCUAGGAAGAAAAAACGAUCGAGAACGUCUAGGAGUUCGUCUAGAAGUUCGUCUGAUAGUUUAAGUUCUGAGAACUCGAGUUCUUCUGAAAGUUCUAGAAUUUCGAGUUCCUCGAGAAGUUCUUCAAUGUCCAGGAGUUUGUCUAGAAGCUCUAGAAGGUCAUGUUCCAGGGACCGUAAGCGUUCCGAGGGUUCCAGUUCUAGGAACCUGUCUCGUGUUGGUUCCAGGAACCGUAAUAGUCUUAGUCCAAGUCCCAAAAACAACAGACGUUCUUUAGAUUCUAGAUUUAGGAACCGUGAGCGUUCCGUAAGUUCCAAUUUCAAGAAUCCUCGUUCAAGUUCCAGGAACUGUAAUGGUCCUAGUCCAAGUUCCAAGAACAACAAACGUUCCAGAUCUAGGAACCGUGAACCUUCCAUAGGUUCCAAUUCCAGGAAUCCAUCUCGUUCAAGUUCCAGAAACCGUAUUAGUCUUAGUUCUAAGAACAACAAGCGUUCUGACAGUUCCAGUUCCCAGAAUCGCAAUCGUUCCAGGAACCGUGAGCGUUCCAAGAGUCUUAGUAAGGAACCAACUCCCAGAAGUUCUUCAAAGCAUUCUAUUCAAAGCCGUGUUCGUAAACCUCGAAGAAGAUUAAUAUCAGACGACGAACUGGAACCGUUUCAGGAACCUACGAACAGCGAAAGUGACAUAAGCGCUCCAAAGUUUAAGAAUCCUGUGUCUGCAGUUAAGAACCGACCCGAUCCUGGAAUGUUCAGUCCAGACUUGAUCUCGAAAACUUUAACUAAUACUCUGGAACCUAAAGAAGUUCCGGAACCUAAACGCAAGGGAACCAAGGGUCCGAAGACUACUGCGCAGGUGCAGACGCAGUUACUCAAGAAGUUAAGGAAAUUGAAGACCAAUAAACCGGCGACGACUCCCUGUUCCAGUUCCUUGACGCCCACGGAAGUUUGCGAAGUUACGAAGCGCAAAAGAAUUGCGCAUGUUCCAAAGGAACCGGGAGAGGUUACGCUGCCGGUUAAAAAGAGAAAGACUAGAUCUAUGGCUGCUAAGAAAAGUGAUUGUUCCGGUGAAACACCUAAGGAUGUUAUGGAACCUGAGAACGGAACCGAGAACGAAGAAAGUAAGGUUCCAGAAAGUUCUCCGGCGAAGGCUGUUUUGAUGGAAGAAGUUCCGGCUGUUAAGAAGCGCGAAAAUUUAAUCGACGAGACUCCAGACCAUGAACAAUCCGUCAACAGUCCAGAAGUUAUGGAUAGUUUGAACACCGAGUCUCCAGCAAGUCCAGAUCCAGAGGGUUCUAUUGACGCAAAUCUAGCAAAUAUAUUGUCCGAAACUUCAGCAGAUCCUAAGAACCUAGAACUGGAACCAAAAGAAUCAAAUGUAGAGAACAUUCUAGAAUCCCCUGAAUCUCCAGAUCCUACAUCUGACGAGCUAAUUCUAGAUACCGCCACAAGUUCUGAAUCUCCUGAAAUUUCUCUCGGCAUCGACAUCGCAAUGAACACAGAAACUUCCGAAGAAGACACCGCAAUAAGGUCGGAGUCGAAGGAUAUGGUUGUGGAAAGUUCCUCGGAAGCUUCCGAUAUCGAGAUGGACGUUGAGACGACUCUAGAACCUGCAACUCCAGAACCUGAGCCUGAAGUUCCGGAAAAAAUUUCAGAUACUUCCGAGAAUGCUACAAUUCCAGUUCCAAAGUUUCUAGAACGAGGAAAACUAGUCACAGCACCUAGAAUGCUUCCAAAAACUAUCGAGAAACCUUGCAAGUCCAACAAACCCAUCGCUCUAGGACGCAAAAGUUCCAACGCCAAGAUGCCAGAAGUCAUCGUCACGAAACCCGAUUCUGAAGUUCUAGAAAGCCAGAACAAUUCCAUGAAUACUAGAACUUUGAGAAGUCGCACUGUUUCUAUUAGUCCCUCACGAGUUCUGCCUAAAAUUCGUAGAAUUUCACCCACAAAAAAUCUUCCAGAAGUACCACUGAUAUCUCCUGGAACUCUAGAAAAUGACUCAAAGCCUUUGGAAUCUAGAAUCUUCGUUCCUGGAACUAAUGUUCCAGGAACAACCACCCCUGUCACUAAUGUUCCUGGAACAUUGGAUCCUGAUUGCUCAGUUCCUGGAACAGCAACUCUUAAAAACUCAGUUCCUGAAACACCAGUUCCCAGAACAUUCGUUCCUGGAACAUCAACCCUUGAAAAGUCAGUUCCUGGAAUACCAGUUCCUGGAACACCAGUUCCCGGAACAUUAGUUCCUGGAACAGUGACGCUCGAAAACUCAGUUCCUGGAACAUCCGUUCCUAGAACCAUGGAACCACCAUUAACAACUGAAAUCUUUCUAAAAAACUCCAAUACUCAUCCAGAAAAUUCAAAUAUUCCAAAUGAACCUCAACGCCAACGAAGCAUCCAGAACCUUCUAGAUUUCUACCUCUUAACAAGAACCACGCCAGUGAUCAUCCAGAACUCUGUCUUGCACAGAAAUGUUGCCAUAAUGAUGUCAGACUCCGCGACGAAGUCAAUCAAAACAGAGUUCCAGCGGUUCCUAGACUCCGAAUGGACUUGCGAACUCACUAACAGUCUGAUCGCGAACUUGAGGAACCUGGAACCCGUCAGCAUCGCUAGUGCUCUUGUAGAAGUUCUGAAAGAACGCUCAGAACCUUUAAGUUACGAACACACGCCACCAGCGCCUCCUAUGACUGUUUCUCAGCAAAAGCUCAUCGGGUUCCUAGCCAAAUUCGAAAUGGAACGACCUGGAACCACGGAACACGUCAUGGUUAUCAUUGCUCAAUUAUUGUUCAAGGUAAAAGCAAGCAAAGAUGACGAUGAAAUCGAUGUCGAAACUCUGCAGGCACUGUCUAGGUUCUUUAUUUUGGUAACCAAGAUCAAGAAAGAUCGGGAACGCGCCAGGAUUUUCUUAUGCGACGCCCUCUAUGCUCUUCAGAAAAAAGCUUUUUAUGUCUUACAUAUUUUUAUGACUUGCUGGGCUGAAGUUAUUCCACGUUAUGACGAAAGUACCAUGAGUUUCUUACCAACAGGAGGAAAUUUGACACAAAAUGGCGGCCAGGGAACACAAAAUGGCGGCUCUGAACAAGAUGGCGGCCAAGAAAGCCAAACUCCAAGUUUUUAUAGUGAAAUAAGUGAAACUUUAUCUUUAAAGACUUUUGGAAGUCAAAAUGGAGGACAAGGAUCACAAAAUGGCGGACGUAGACAAGAUGGCGGACCAGGAACACAAAAUGGAGAUUUUACCUGUUGUCAAAAUGGCGGACAAGUAACACAAAAUGGCGGCGUUAGUCAAAAUGAUGUUAUAGAAACCCGGAAAAAAUAUUUAGUAAUAAGUAUCACGACUGCUAUUAAGAAUCACCGAGAUAAUUCGAAAAAUGAUAACAUAAGUCAAAAAAUUAUUAAUGUAAAAAGAUUACUCAAAACUUUGUACAAUUAUCCCGAUGAAUUUAUAAGUAUAAAGGUAGUCGAGAACUUGUUGGAAGCGAUGAAGGUUAAGAGAGACAACAGCUGUUUAAUAGCCGCCAUUGUUCUGCUCGCCAAGAGAGAGGGCUCGAAUUGGACUUCUCAACAUGUCGUGCCGAAGUUGGUCAAGAUGGUCACCACAGGUGGCGCCAGUAAUAAUGCCUAUGAUAUUUUAACGUUACUCGGAUACAUUUUGCGGCCAUUCCCACUAAACGAUGAAACCAAACAAGUAGAGAAUGUUAUUAACCUAUUAUGCCAAAUUUUGGAUGCCAAAACUGAACCAGUUGAAUUUCAAGAAGGAGCCGCAAUGGCGCUAAUGUCGCUCGCGAGGACCAAUUUUGUCAAAACUGCGCCGACGCUCCUCAGGUGGCGCCCCAGUCGACCAAUCACAGGCGAGCUUAAAACCAGGCUCCAGCACUGGUUCGAGUCUAGGACACCGCAAUAUUGGAACCAGUUCCUAAAAAAUAAUGACCUUAAAGUUGGAAAAGGGUCCAAGUUGAAAUAA
This is a messenger RNA of Cotesia congregata, 5334 nucleotides long. The record is from the annotation of a GenBank genome assembly. NCBI's taxonomy places the organism in Eukaryota, Metazoa, Arthropoda, Insecta, Hymenoptera, Braconidae.